Racocetra fulgida is the source of this 176-nucleotide messenger RNA. The record is from the annotation of a GenBank genome assembly. NCBI's taxonomy places the organism in Eukaryota, Fungi, Glomeromycota, Glomeromycetes, Diversisporales, Gigasporaceae.
CCGUCAAGCAAGAAGUAAUGAAUGUUAGCGAAGCAACAACUUCAGCUGCUCCUAUUGCACCUUUUACCGAUUACACCAACUUUAAUAUGUUAUUUCAACCACAAUAUCCCACCUCUCCAUUUUUUAUGAAUCCAUUUAUUUUAAAUAAGGCUACAGCUGAAAAUAAAGAGAAUUAA